This is a messenger RNA of Ananas comosus (pineapple), 1909 nucleotides long. RefSeq names its product cytochrome P450 71A1-like. Gene Ontology annotation, molecular function: oxidoreductase activity, acting on paired donors, with incorporation or reduction of molecular oxygen; iron ion binding; monooxygenase activity. The record is from RefSeq and is a predicted model, not a curated record. The transcript has 4 exons. The coding region runs from base 102 to 1673 and encodes 523 amino acids. NCBI's taxonomy places the organism in Eukaryota, Viridiplantae, Streptophyta, Magnoliopsida, Poales, Bromeliaceae.
CAUAUGCAUCCCAAAACCACCGAGUACUUUCUCCAUUUACUUCAAUUCUCAUCAUUCCAAUUCAAUUCGCGAAAUUCAAUUCGCGAAACAAACGCGAAGGAAUGGAUCAGCAGCUACCAACAUGGGCCAGCUACGCAGCCACCGUCGCCGCCACGCUCCUCCUCCUCCAUGCGCUCCGCCGCCUCCUCUUCGGCGGCCGCGCCAAUUGCCGCAAGCUCAACCUGCCCCCGGGGCCGAAGCCGUGGCCGAUCAUCGGCAACCUCAACCUGAUCGGCGCGCUCCCCCACCGCUCCCUCCACGCGCUGUCGCGGCAGUACGGGCCCCUCAUGCACCUCCGGUUCGGGUCCUUCCCCGUCGUGGUGGGGUCGUCGGUCGACGCUGCCAGAUUCUUCCUCAAAACGCACGACGUCGCGUUCACCGACCGGCCGAAGACGGCAGCCGGCAGGUACACGACGUACAACUACUCGGACAUCACGUGGUCGCCCUACGGGGCCUACUGGCGGCAGGCGCGGAAGAUGUGCCUGACCGAGCUGUUCAGCGCCCGGCGGCUCGACUCGUACGAGUACAUCCGGAGGGAAGAAAUCCGGAGCCUGGUGCGCGACCUGCGCGGGGCUGCUGCUGCCGGCGGCGCGCCCGUGCUGCUGAAGGACUUCCUGUCGACCGUCAGCCUGAACGUGAUCAGCCGGAUGGUGCUGGGGAAGAAGUACCUCGACCCGGCGGAGGCCGCCGGCGCCGUCGUGUCGCCCGACGAGUUCAAGUGGAUGCUGGACGAGCUCUUCCUCCUGAACGGUGUUCUCAACAUCGGGGACUCCAUUCCCUGGCUCGAUUUCCUCGAUCUGCAAGGAUACAUAAAGAGGAUGAAGAAGUUGAGCAAGAAGUUUGAUAGGUUUCUUGAGCAUGUUUUGGAUGAGCAUAAUGAGAGGAGGUGGAAAGAAGGGGAGGAGUUUGUGGCCAAGGAUAUGGUGGAUGUGUUGCUGCAGCUUGCAGAUGAUCCCACUCUGGAGGUCAAGCUCAAGAGAGAUGGAGUAAAAGCUUUUACUCAGGACCUGAUCGCCGGGGGAACGGAGAGCUCGGCGGUGACGGUGGAGUGGGCGAUCUCGGAGCUCCUAAAACAACCGGAGAUCUUCGCGAAGGCGACCGAGGAGCUGGACCGGGUGAUCGGCCGGGAGCGGUGGGUGGAGGAGAGGGAGGUGCACAAGCUCCCCUACGUCGAGGCGAUCGUAAAAGAGACGAUGCGGUUGCACCCCGUCGCGCCCAUGCUCGUGCCGCGGCUCUCCCGCGAGGACUCGCAGAUAAACGGCUACGACAUCCCGGCGGGGACACGCGUGCUCGUGAACGUCUGGACUAUCGGACGCGACCCGGAGAUCUGGGACAAGCCCGAGGAGUUCCGGCCGGAGAGGUUCCUCGGAAGCCCCAUUGAUGUCAAGGGCCACGAUUUUGAGCUGUUGCCGUUCGGGUCGGGCCGACGGAUGUGCCCCGGGUACAGUCUGGGCCUGAAGGUGAUCCAGGUGAGCCUGGCCAACCUGCUGCACGGGUUCGCAUGGCGACUGCCGGACCGGAUGAAGCGCGAGGAUCUGAGCAUGGAGGAGAUAUUCGGGCUGUCAACGCCGCGCAAAGAGCCGCUCGAGGCCGUCGUCGAGCCGAAGCUCCCGGAACAUCUUUAUGACCUGUAGAUCUGUGAUGUUGCUAUUUCAUAUAUAUAUAUAUAUAUAUAUAUAUAUAUAAAUUGAUGUUGUGGUGUCGAAAGUGAAAGUGUGUUCUUAGUUUCACAGUGACUAGUUUCGACAAUGUUUGAGAGAGUUAAUGUAUGUGCUAAUGGAAUAAUAAUGUAGUACUGGAGUGGAGAGGUGAGAUGUAAAGCUAUAUAUGGUAGAUGCUUGAAUAAGAGCUUGUUUUACAUUGAUGCUGA